CUCAGCCUUAUCUCCUUCUUGCGCGAUACGAGCCUUUUCCGUCGCCAUUCGCGAGGAAGAAGUGGAGAGGAAUGGCGGGAGGAAGAACUUUGAGUUCCAGCCCGUCCGAUCUGCUCCGUCGAAUCAAAGGCUUUGUGCAGUCCCUCGUUGAUGAUCUCGGCAACGAUCGACCUCCUUCCGUCGCCCUAGAUCGGUACCGCAACUACUGCUCGGAUCUUUCGGGAAGAUGCAUGUGUAGCUAUGACUUGCCCAUUGGUAAGGAAAUAAUUUCAAUUGAGAAGGAAAGCCACACAUAUAGACUGGAUGUCUUGCUUACAAUGCUUCUUAUCAUACAACAAUUGUUACAAGAAAACAAACAUGGAUCAAAGAGAGACAUAUACUACAUGCACCCUGGGGUAUUCUUAGAUCAAGCAGCUGUUGAUCAGGCUAUCAAUGACAUCUGUAUUCUAUUGAAGUGCAGUCGUCAUCAUCUCAAUGUGGUGCCGGUUGGGAAAGGAUUGGUGAUGGGCUGGUUGAGAUUCUCAGAAGCUGGUAGGAAGGUUUGUUGCAUAAACAAUCCCAACACAGCCUAUUCUAUUCCUGUGUCGCUUGAGGAGGUGGAAGAUAUUGCCAGUGUUUCCAGAUAUAUUCUUGUUGUCGAGAAGGAAUCAGUGUUUCAGCGCUUGGCGAAUGAUAAAUUUUGCGAGAAAAACCAAUGCAUUAUUAUUACAGGAAGAGGAUAUCCUGAUGUCUCUACAAGAAGGUUUUUGCGCCAUAUUGUAGACAAGCUUCUUUUGCCAGUAUAUUGCCUGGUGGAUUAUGAUCCUUAUGGUUUUGAUAUACUAACCAUAUAUAGGUUUGGUUCCAUGCAAAUGGCAUAUGAUGCUAAUAUGUUGCGUGUACCUACUGUACGUUGGCUUGGAGUCUUUCAUUCAGACUUGGACAAGUAUCAUUUUCCGGAUCGCUGUCUUCUCAAAAUGACAUCUCAUGACAAGGAGAGAGCUAAAGCAAUGCUUCUUAGAUGCUAUUUGUCAAAGGAAGCACCACAAUGGAGGAAGGAGCUGGAGGUCAUGGUGCAAAAGGGUAUGAAAUUUGAGAUUGAAGCAUUAUCUUCCAACUCACUGUCAUUUUUAUCGGAGUACAUCCCAGAGAAGAUUCACGAGGGAAGUUGCAUAUAAGUUCGCAUAUAAAUCUCAGUUUGAGGGAAUAGUGUGGCUGAAUGGAAAUUGAUCCUGUCCGAGCGCUGAGUCGACGGACGCUAGGGACGUGGCACGCUCCGUUGUCUCCGGCUGAUGGUGUAGAUCUCUGGCGAACCUGCAAAGAAGCUAAGCCGAGGGGGGGGGGGGUUUCCCGGCGACGGCCCUUCGACGCUCAAGUCAGGCAACGAGAAAUGAGAGAGGCAGCGUAACUGUGGCUACAGUGUGGAUUGUGCAUACCUUCGUCGACGUCUGGAGGGGGGUCAAGGUAUUAUGUUUUUUUAUUGAUGAUUACACUCAUUACUUUUGAGCAUAUCUUAUGAAAUACAGGUCUGAUUAUCUUACCAUUUUCAACAACUUUAGAGCUCUUUUGAAAAACUCAACAUUCUAGUAUAAUAAAAUGUUUUCGUUGUGA
This is a messenger RNA of Zingiber officinale, 1590 nucleotides long. RefSeq names its product meiotic recombination protein SPO11-1. The coding region runs from base 72 to 1157 and encodes 361 amino acids. Gene Ontology annotation, biological process: reciprocal meiotic recombination; meiotic DNA double-strand break formation; meiotic DNA double-strand break processing. The transcript has 16 exons. Lineage: Eukaryota; Viridiplantae; Streptophyta; Magnoliopsida; Zingiberales; Zingiberaceae. The record is from RefSeq and is a predicted model, not a curated record. Gene Ontology annotation, molecular function: ATP binding; DNA binding; DNA topoisomerase type II (double strand cut, ATP-hydrolyzing) activity. Gene Ontology annotation, cellular component: nuclear chromosome.